AUGAGCUACAGACUAAAAGGCCUAGAAAGGGCUUAUAGCUGUUUUCUACAGAGUCGCCAGCUUCACUCUCUUCGAAAUUUGCCCAAGGUUUCAGAUGUGAAGGGCCCUAAGAAACCCAAUACCCCAGGGUCCGGAGAAGCUAAGAAACCUAACCGAUUUGCACAAAUGUACAAUAAGAACAGUCCCGGGCCAAAAAAGCAAAAUAAGCAUGGUCAGAAUCAGCAGAAUAAAGUACCCAAUCGGCCUACCGAGAAGCAGCAGCCCAAGAAGCAGCAGAAACCAGAGCCCCAACCGGAACAGGCUUCUUCUGGAGGCAGUAUCCAGAAAUUUGCUGAGAUAAAGCAGCGGUUAAAUCAACAAAUUAAGCAGAAACAAGCGGAGGAGAAUAAAGGCCAAGCCGUGCCCAAGGCUAAGGCGCCACCUAAAAAGAAGAAGGUGGUGAAGAAGAGAAAAGAGAACAUCAAGAUCAACAUCCCUACAUUUAUCACGGUCACCAACUUGGCCAAUAUCAUGAACGUUCAGCUAUCCGAGAUGCUCACGAAGCUUGAAGAGCUUGGUUUCGAGAACAUGAGCCAUAACUAUAUUUUAGAUAAAGAGAAUGCCUCGCUUAUAGCAGAUGAGUACGGCUUCGAUAUCACCAUGAGUGACGAAACAGGCUUGGAUCUCUUUCCAGCACCAGUCAAUGAGAAGCAGCUCCAGCCAAGAGCCCCAGUUGUGACCAUCAUGGGUCAUGUUGAUCAUGGAAAAACGACAAUCUUGGAUUACUUGAGAAAGUCCUCGGUAGUGGCUGGUGAAUUUGGAGGCAUUACCCAGCACAUUGGUGCUUUUUCUGUCACCACGCCUAUUUCAAAGAAAAAGAUCACUUUCUUGGAUACUCCAGGACACGCUGCAUUUUUGAGCAUGAGAGAACGUGGAGCGGUUGUCACUGAUCUUGUAAUUCUUGUGGUCGCUGCAGAUGAUUCGGUGAUGCCUCAGACAAUUGAGGCCAUCAAGCACGCCAAAAAGUCCGAUGUUCCAAUCAUUGUUGCCAUCAACAAAUGUGAUAAGCACGGUGUGAAUAUUGACAAAGUCUUGGGAGACUUGGCUCGCCAUGAAAUUGACAUUGAGGACUAUGGCGGAGAAACCCAGACCGUCAGAGUUAGUGGAAAAACGGGCAUGAAUAUGGACAAGCUAGAGGAGGCCGUUAUCACUCUCAGUGAGCUUAGUGAAUUUAAAGCCGAGGCUAAGGGUGUUCCUGCUGAAGGUUGGAUCAUCGAAAGUGAGCUCAUCAAAGGGUUAGGUAAUGUUUCCACGGUUUUGGUGAAGCGAGGAACCAUCAAGCCAGGCAGCUUUUUGGUAGCAGGCAACACGUACUGCAAAGUAAGAGGGAUGAAAGACGAAAAUGGAAAAACUGUUAAAGCCGCUGGUCCAUCGACUCCAGUGCAGAUUUGGGGAUGGAAAGAUCUUCCUCAGUCGGGCGAUCAGAUAUUGGAAGCCGACUCGGAGAAAACCUGCCGCAAAGUUGUUAGAAACAGAGAGGAAAGAAACACCAUCAUCCAACAAGCAAAGGAUAUUGAGAAGAUCAACGAGUUGAGACAGGAAGAGGUCAAUGAGCUCAAGCGCCAGGAAAAGAUCAAUGAGCUCAAAUUGGCUGGCCUCGAUCCCCUGGAGUUCAUGAAGGAGGAAGACGAAAAUACCAAAACGACCUACGUCAACUAUAUCGUCAGGUCUGACGUCUACGGUUCAGCAGAGGCCAUCAAGGAGAGUAUCGAUGGACUUGGUAAUGAGGAAGUUCGUGCAAAGGUCAUUUCGUAUGAUGCCGGUGCACCAACGGACUCUGAUGUGGACACUGCUGCCACGGUGAACGGCAGCAUCAUGAGUUUCAACGUCAAGGUGCCUAAGCAAAUUCAGCUCAAGGCUGAAAGGGCCAAUGUGAAGGUGUUUGAGCACAACGUGAUCUACCGUUUGAUAGAGGAGGUUACGAACGAGUUGACAUCGAAAUUGAAGCCCCACAUCGAGAUCAACGUGCUUGCAGAGGCAGACUUGAAGACUGCUCUUCUGAUCACAGGAAAGAACAAGACCACGGUGAAGAUCGCUGGUGUGAAGGUCCAAACGGGUACAUUGAAGCGGUCUUCAAAGAUUCGUGUUUUGAGGAACGGAGAAAUCAUCUACACCGGAGGUCUUUCUUCGCUUAAGCACGUGAAGCAUGAUAUCUCGGAGGCCAAGAAGGGCACUGAGUGUGGUUUGGCCUUCAACAACUGGGAUAAGUUCGAAGAGGGGGACAAGAUAGAAGCGUACGAGGAGACCGAGAUCCCACGCUACUUGUAA
This is a messenger RNA of Candidozyma duobushaemuli, 2307 nucleotides long. It is a transcript of the gene IFM1, whose product is annotated as translation initiation factor 2. Gene Ontology annotation, biological process: translational initiation. The transcript has a single exon. The coding region runs from base 1 to 2307 and encodes 768 amino acids. NCBI's taxonomy places the organism in Eukaryota, Fungi, Ascomycota, Pichiomycetes, Serinales, Metschnikowiaceae. The record is from RefSeq and is a predicted model, not a curated record. Gene Ontology annotation, molecular function: GTPase activity; translation initiation factor activity; GTP binding.